This is a messenger RNA of Ctenopharyngodon idella (grass carp), 3870 nucleotides long. RefSeq names its product galactose-3-O-sulfotransferase 2 (gene gal3st2). The coding region runs from base 1152 to 3119 and encodes 655 amino acids. Gene Ontology annotation, cellular component: membrane. Gene Ontology annotation, molecular function: galactosylceramide sulfotransferase activity. The record is from RefSeq and is a predicted model, not a curated record. NCBI's taxonomy places the organism in Eukaryota, Metazoa, Chordata, Actinopteri, Cypriniformes, Xenocyprididae. The transcript is spliced from 4 exons. Gene Ontology annotation, biological process: glycolipid biosynthetic process.
CAGUACUGUUAAUGUGUUUUAAUAAGGGAAAAAUCCACUUAUAAUUUACAGUGAAAUCAGUAAAGCAUGUUCCCUAAUUCCCUGAAUGACACACAAAUUUGAUUAUUUUUUAUCUAAAUAAUAAUUAUAAAUGUUUUCCCCUUAUUUUUGUUAUUUACAUUUUUGUUAACACUGUGCACAUCUAUAUGUUUACCCAAAGUCACUUUCACAAGGAUGUAAAAAAAAUAAAAAAUACACUAUUCCUAUUUUGUUCCUUAAUUGUGAUUAGUACAAUUUUUUUUUUUUUUAACAUUACCAUUUUAGCUAUUUUACUUAGGCCUAUAGAUUAAAAUAAUUUUCUGCUAAGCAUAUGGUGGAGGCAAAAAGAAAGAAAAAAAAAAAAAAGAAAAAAAAGAAAUCUGACUUUAAAAUCAUUGCAAGUCACUCUAAAUAAAGGACAAAGAUAUUAAGCGAGAUGCUCCACACUUUGCACACUGCAGUCUUCCUCCUCUUUCUCGUAUUCUACUCUUGUCUCCUUUUUUACCUGCUGGUCCCCUGGCAUUACAGUAUCUUGACACAAAGAUAUCUUUGUGCUUCAAGCAGUCACAAAGUGCUCAGAGUUUCGGCAUCAAGUUCCCUCAUCAGGGAAGAACAACAAGGGCACAUAGAACGGAUUAUACUUCUUGCUCUCCUCCAAUACCAUCGGGGCAAACAGAACGAGAGAGGGAGGGAAGACAGGUGUGCUCAGUCUGUAAUGAACUCAGUAUUAUAGGAUCAGAGUAAGACAGGCAUGGAUUACGUCUGUUUUCAUUAGUAUUAACAUCAUUGCUUGUGUUUCAAAAAAGACCAAGUCUGUGAAAGCGUUUGGGACUGUUCCUCAAACUUAAGGACGUGGUUUCUACAUUAUUCAUUGUAAGCAAGUUAAAAUCUACCUUUUCUCUCAUAGCUGUACAUUUCGCCACUUGAAGCUCUCUUUAUCUGUCACUCGCUCCCCUUUUUCCUCUGUCUUUCCCUCAGAACCAAUCCGUCGUUAGCGGGAGGAGUCCCACCAGUGGACCUGAGGGACGGAUAGCAGUGUUUCACGAGUUCGGCGAAGCGUUUGACGACUCCAAUAGUCCGAGGUCCGGUGGGGGGGCUUAUCGGGGAGGUCGACUCCGGUACAAGCGAGCGACAUGCUCCCUCCUCAGAGAAUCUCGUGCCGAGAGCGGAGAGCAUUUCACUGGCGGACCGCCUCACCAUGGACCACGUGUGUGAGAGUCACGUGUUUCAGUCGGCUGCGGUUUAUGUGGUUCGCUCUGAUGGUCCUGACUGUCCUCUGUGUGGCUCUGCAGAUGCUGGGAGUGGUCCGACAAGCCAGGAGCUCCAAGGUUUUGAAACUUGUGAGUAAACAGCUGAUCAGAAUGCCUGCAGAGAUCCAUAGACCCAUGAAACGCAAAGACUGGGAAAACCUAGAAAACCUUUCGGCUCUCUCAACAGCCAUCGUUGAGGAGCCAGUCGACCAGCAUUCUUUCAUACAGAGAAGAGACGAAAGCGAAAACCCUCAUUCAGAAGAGGAACGGGAGCAAGUCUUGGAGGUUGCAAGAAAAAAGUUUACUAGCACUACCAAAACAGUUCCACCAAUGGAGGCGAACAAACUCUUCCUUGACCAAAAAGUGGCUAAACUAUUUCCGCAUCAGCCGCAGAAGCCAGUUAUCACCAAAAAUAACCAUGAAAUUCAAAAACCACCACAGUCUGAUGACAAUACUGAUAAAUAUACAGUAAAAUCACAAGCUGUCACGUGUCAACCCAAAAACCACAUUGUCUUCCUCAAGACACACAAGACUGCCAGCAGCACCAUAUUGAACAUUCUCUAUCGUUAUGGGGACAGCCAUAACAUGACCUUUGCCUUGCCGCUGAACAUGCACAGCCAGUUAUUUUACCCAGCAUUCUUUGCAGCACACUUUGUGGAGGGUGUUAGGACUCAAAGCGUGAAAGAGUUCCACAUCCUGUGCAAUCAUAUGAGAUUCAGUUCACAAGAGGUGAGGAAGUUGAUGCCUAAGGACACAUUCUACUUCUCCAUUCUUCGGAAUCCGGUUGCGAUGAUGGAAUCCCUGUUUGUUUACUACAAAGCGAUCCCAGCAUUCCGUGCUGUAAAAAGCCUUGAGGAGUUCCUGAUCCAGGGUGGGCGGAGCUACAAUGCUUCUGUGCCUAAUAACCACUAUGCACGUAACAUUUUGACCUUUGACUUUGGUCUGGAUAAUACAGCACCUGAGAACGACACAGAGCUAGACAGACGUAGCGCCGAGGUCAUUGCUGCCGUGGAACGCGACUUUCCGCUGAUCCUCAUCUCAGAGUAUUUUGAUGAAUCACUGGUGCUUCUAAAACACGCCCUCUGCUGGUCACUGGAUGAUGUUUCAUCUUUCCGCCUCAACAGUCGCAGUGAACGCUCUCGCAGACCCUUAAGUGCAGAGACCACAGAGCAGGUAAAACAGUGGAAUUCACUAGACUGGCGAUUGUACCAGCACUUUAAUGUCACUUUCUGGAAGCGCAUAGACUCUACACUCGGACAGACGAAGCUCCAACAGGAAGUAGAGCUUCUGAGGGCAAAGAGGAUGAAGCUUGAGCAAAUGUGUUUACAGGAAGGAGGGGCAGUAGAUCCUGCGCAGGUCCAGGAUUCAUCAUUAAAGCCGUUUCAGUAUGGUGCAGCAGUUAUUCAAGGUUAUAACCUCCGACUGGGGUUAAAUAAUGAUACUCGUCAGCUUUGUCAGAGGUUGAUUACACCUGAACUGCAGUACACGUCAGCCUUGUACACCAAACAGUUCCCUCAGCUGGCGGCCGCACGUGCCGCUGCUGCAAAAAGGAUUGCAGCCUCCAGAAACAUUGCAACGCACAGAGCUGUUAAGCGCAAUAUUGAAACAAAUGCGCACAUAGCAGUGACAAACAAUACCUCACACAACAAUACAAAUAUAACCAUUGCGGAUAAACAUAGCUUAAACAUUUUAGCUAAUUCUGUUGUUCAUAGUGAGAGACAAAACAAUUUUGAUGUACACAGUGUAACAAAACAGUAUAAGAAUAAAGAAAUAAAACGAAACUCAGAUAAACAUAUCACACAAAAACACUUUAUAAACUCAAAGGUACCACAAGAAUCUGCUUUGUUGUGAUGAAUCAACUGAUGAAAACUUAGAACAGAAUUAGUUAACUCAAAGGAACAGUCAGAAAUUAACAUAUUAAGGAGAUUUCACGUUACAAAAAAAGUCAAUUUUCUAUCGUAAUUAGUGUAGUGAUAUAUGAAGUCACUUUCAAACCAAGCAGCUUUCUGUCUGUCAAAGUGGGAGAAAUCUGCGUAAAAAUUUUUUCGCCCUCACACUCGACUCCUGAUCACAUAGAUUCCAAUUGAAAUAACUGGAUUUAAAUGACUGCGAAAUUUCUCAGAGUAACGGUCAGUGCCGUCCCAAGCAUGGGGCGGGGCCAAGUGCGAGCCAGUUCUUUUAAUGAAUUGUUCAAAAAGACAAGUUUGAAAAAUUGUUCACUGAUUUGAAUCAACAUCUGAAUCACUUACUGCACUGCAAGUUAUCUUUAUUUUCAGUGAUGUCCAUACCAAAAUGAAGCAAGAUCUGCGUCCGUAUCAUUACUGACUGAAGGCUGAUUUAAAUACUCCUUUGUCGCACCUACGCCGUAGGCUACACGUCGGUUUUCAUUUACACUUAUGCAAUUACACAGGCAGACCACUAGCAGGCAGUGUCCACGGGCAUAUUGAUGGUGUAACCCACAGUAUCAAGGCAAAAGAAGAAGAAGAAGCAGCUUGUUGUGUUCUUUAGCCUUGUCCUAAAUAGCACCCUAAACACUCACGGCCUUCCUACGAGUCCGCACUUUUGUGACGUAACGUUGCUUUAACUGUCUGGAAGAAGUCUG